AUGAAUCAAUUUAGUAUCAUUUUAAAAUCAACAUAUAUAAGAAGAAUAAUAUUUAGACAUAUAAAAUUAAUAAACUCAGAGAUAGCACCUGGUUACCUCUAUGGAUGGGAUCAACUGAUUUAUUUCCCAGUUCAAUUAAUUAGAUAUGGUUAUUACGAUUUGUUGGCUCAGUCUCUGACAGAGUUGUUUGAUGAUCUCACUGAAUCAUCACCUGUAUAUAAGAGUGCAGUUGAGUACCUUGUAGAAACGAUCGUUGAAUUGUCAGGUACCGAUCAGACAUCGCUCCUAAUCGAGAUAAUGGCAAAGUAUGCCAAGUUCAUUCAAAGCUCAAACUUUAGUGAUGUCAUUCGGACUUCAUCGAGGAGAGGCAAAUUGGAUAAUCUUAUCUAUUUUUACAACAAUUGGAGUUCAAUAUUUUUGAUGAUAGAUCAUUCAGUACCGAUUGGUGAAGCUGCGGCAAACGGACACACCGAUGUAGUAAAAUACCUCUUUUCCAAAAAGCUAUACAAAAAGGGCGACACCAAAGCCAUUGAUGGAGCUGCACAGAGUGGAUCGCUGGAGUUGGUUCGAUUUCUACAUGAUACCAAUGAGUUUAAGUGUAGUGUAAGAGCAAUGGACGAAGCUGCUAAAGGUGGAUUCCUCCAGGUCGUCCAAUUUCUUUUUAAAAACAGAACAGAGAUGUGUAGUGUAAACGCUAUGAAUGGUGCUGCGAAAAAUGGACAUCUUGGUGUUCUACGUUUUCUCCAUGGACAUCUAUCCACUUCGAUAUGUGGAGUGGAGGCAAUGGAGUCAGCUGCCGAAAAUGGUCACCUCGAUUGCGUAAGGUUUCUUCAUGAGCAUCGAAAGGAAGGUGCAAGGAAUGCACUUUCUAAUGCUGCUUUAAAUGGCCACUUUGAAGUUGUGAAAUUCCUAAUUGAAAAUAGAACCGAACAACAAUCUAACGAUACAACAGUAUUUGAUAAUUCAGUAACGACAGGAAAUUUGGAAUUAGUAAAGUAUCUUCAUGAGAGAACAACAGUUUGUUGUACAACAGAGGCAAUGGAUAGAAGUUCAAGACACGGACAUUUUGAACUAGUAAAGUUUUUGAAUCAACAUAGAAGUGAAGGAUGCACUGUGAGUGCCAUUGAUGGUGCCGCUAUUAGAGGACAUUUGGAAAUAGUAGAUUUUCUAUUUAACAAUCGAACUGAGGGAUGUUCUGACAAUCUCUUUGAUUCUGUUUGUUUUCAUGGUAAGCUGGAUGUGUUGAAAUAUUUGCAUGCAAAGAGGAUGAAUUGCACUGUCAGUGCAAUGAAUUAUGCUGCGAUGAGCAACCAAUUAGAGAUAGUUAAGUUUUUACAAGAAAAUCGUAGUGAAGGAUGUAACAGUGUUGCCCUUGAGCAUGCUGCUGGCAGUGGCUUCCUGGAUAUGAUAGAGUCACUCUAUUGGUACCAACCUGAAAACUUGACAAGUCUGUCCAUCUCGCAUUCAGUGGCAUCCGGACAGCUUUCAGUUGUGAAAUUCUUGCUACUGGUCGGUUCACAUCUUUUCAUAGGCGAUGAAAUCAAAACUGCCGCUGCUUAUGGUCAUCUUUCAAUCGUUAAAUACCUGUUUGACAAUCAACUCAUUCACAGGGAAAUAAUCGAUCAAACUUUGAAGCAAGCAAUAGUCGAAGGAAAAACAAAGAUUAAAAACUAUUUAAUAGAGGCAAUAAAAUCUAAAUGGGAUUAA
Heterostelium album PN500 is the source of this 1707-nucleotide messenger RNA. RefSeq lists its product as uncharacterized. Gene Ontology annotation, molecular function: protein binding. The transcript has a single exon. Lineage: Eukaryota; Evosea; Eumycetozoa; Acytosteliales; Acytosteliaceae. The coding region runs from base 1 to 1707 and encodes 568 amino acids. The record is from RefSeq and is a predicted model, not a curated record.